Messenger RNA from Girardinichthys multiradiatus, 6852 nucleotides. RefSeq names its product astrotactin-2-like. The transcript is spliced from 23 exons. NCBI's taxonomy places the organism in Eukaryota, Metazoa, Chordata, Actinopteri, Cyprinodontiformes, Goodeidae. Gene Ontology annotation, biological process: neuron migration; neuron cell-cell adhesion. Gene Ontology annotation, molecular function: protein binding. The record is from RefSeq and is a predicted model, not a curated record. The coding region runs from base 163 to 4248 and encodes 1361 amino acids.
AAUAGCAGGAAUGGAUCUUGAGGAACCGAGAGUUGUCAUUCUCACUACACCUGUGCUGCCGCCUCCUGGACGGACGCGACUGCUUUGCAGCGACUGUACUAUAAGUGAACGGACAGCCUAUGAGCCCCACUCAAAGCGAGAGAACCACACACAAGGAGCGGGAUGGCGAGGAUACCAGCGCUGCACAUCCGCAUCCUUCUCGUGGGUUUCUCCCUUACUGGGUGCCUGGCACUCCGGGGGAGCAAAGGUGAGACGUCGCCUGACGAGGAGCGGGACAGGGAGAGCGACGCGGAGACGCCGUGCGAGGUGAAAACCGUCACCGUGUCUACCCUGCCCGUGCUCCGGGAGAACGAGUUCAGCUUCACCGGCGGAGCCUCCGGGAGCGUGGUCGGAGCUGCUGCUGCUGCUGCUGUAGCAGGUGGUGCUGGUGGAGGGGGAACCGGAGGAGGAGGUGGAGCGGGGGGAGGAGGAGGCGAAUCCCGGCUGCUGUUAUUCGUUCGAACAGACCUACCUGGCCGAAUUUCUGUAAUGGAUGAUCUGGACAACACGGCUCUUCCCUACUUCACGCUCGAAAUGUCAGGUACAGGAGAGGAGAUUUCCCAGGUGCACUGGAAGCAGCAGUGGUUGGAAAACGGCACGCUGUACUUCCACGUGUCUAUGACCGAGCCAGAACUCAUGGCACAGACGACACAGCCCACAGCUCGAGAGCCAGCUCAUGCACUGCAUGAACACAUGCAUCUCCUGCACAUCUCAGUUAUGGGGGGACUCAUUGCCCUUCUCCUUCUAAUUCUCCUCUUCACCCUUGUCCUGUAUACCCGUCACCGAUGGUGCAAGCGUCGCCGGAUCCCCCAAAAAAGUGCCAGCACAGAAGCCACCCAUGAGAUCCACUACAUCCCGUCCAUCCUGCUUGGUCCGCAGGGCCGUGACAGCUACCGGGGCUCUCGGGGCACUCACCAGCAUGGAAGCUCUGUCAUUGGGAUGCCCAUUCGCGAGACACCCAUUCUUGAUGAUUAUGACUGUGAUGAGGAGGAUGGAGUUGGACACUCACUUAACUCCACACCCAACCAGCUCCACAAUAAGUUCAAUGAUGGGAAGGUUCUCGAUGAAUAUGGAGUUAACGUUAGCAUUGGAGGACAUGCAGACAUUAUGCGCAAGGAUGACGAUAUCAAACACAACUUCGAUAAAACAGCUAUCGAAGCAAACACUGACUCGAUAGAGGAUUUGAUGCAGAGGUUCCAAGACAGCUUUCGUGUUCCCAAUACACCAACCAAUGUGUCUCAUUACCAGCAUGCCUUGCACAGCUCAUCGACAGGCCGACGGAGGGUCUCCAGCCACACCAGAGCUGGAGGUGUACAUGGUCCUCAAGGUGAAUCAAGCUCUGAGCCUGAAGAUGACAAUCAAAUGAAGUUUUACACAGAACAGAACAGAGGACGAAGGCGCAGCAAAGGCCCCUCGCAAAGUCCUCUGAAUAAGGUCACCCUGACACUGAUUACCAUCAGCACAUGUGUCAUUGCCAUUGUCUAUGCUACACAGGACUCCUGCCCCCUCACCGUCAAGGUUACUCUCCAUGUGCCAGAGCAUUUUGUUGCAGAUGGAAGUAGUUUUGUGGUGAGCAUGGGGAGCUUCCUCGAUGUCUCCAAUUGGCUAAAUCCAGCUAAGCUAACGCUUUACUAUCAGACCAAUUCGUCAACGCAGUGGGUCCAUGACUUCUGUGGCCAAAGGACCACCGAGCCCUGCGAACAGAUUUGUGACCAGGAUACAGGAGAAUGCAGCUGUCAUGAGGGUUAUUCUCCUGACCCUGUUCAUAAACACCUGUGUGUUCGCAGUGACUGGAGUCGCAAUGAAGGUCCUUGGCCAUAUGCUAACUUGGAGAAAGGUUAUGACCUAGUCACAGGAGAGCAAGCCCCAGAGAGAAUUUUCAGAUCAUUCUACAGUUUGGGCCAAGGGUUGUGGCUGCCAGUCAGCAAAAGCUUUGUGGUGCCACCAGUGGAGCUGUCAAUCAACCCUAUCGCCAGCUGUAAGACAGAUGUGUUGGUUACCGAAGAUCCAGGAGAGGUCAGGGAAGAGGCCUUGAUGUCCACGUACUUUGAGUCAGUACAGGACCUGUUGGCAUCUUUUGGGCCUGUCCGUGACUGCUCCAAAGAUAAUGGUGGCUGCAAAAAAAAUUUUAAGUGUGUAUCUGAUCGACAGAUGGACUCCUCCGGAUGCAUGUGUCCUGAGGGGCUGAGGCCAAUGAAGGAUGGCUCGGGUUGCUAUGACUACUCCAGAGGCGUUGACUGCACGGAUGGCUUCAAUGGAGGCUGUGAACAGCUGUGCCUCCAGCAGCUUGUACCCCUUGAAGAUGACCCAGCAUCCAACAAUGUUCUCAUGUUUUGCGGGUGCGUGCAGGAGUACAAGCUGGCAGGAGACAGGCGAUCCUGCCUCCUGCAGUCAGAGAACUGCGAGGGACCAAAAUGCCCGAGGCAGGAUGUCCACUUCAAUGACACUCUGUUUGGUGAGAUGCUGCAUGGAUACAACAACAAAACGCAGCAAGUCAACUUGGGACAGAUAUUCCAAAUGACCUUCCGGGACAACAACUAUAUUAAAGACUUUCCACAACUAGCUGAUGGUCUCAUGGUCAUCCCCUUGCCAGUCGAGGAACAGUGUCGGGGAAUCUUGUCAGAGCCAUUUCCCAACCUGCAGCUUCUAUCAGGUGAUGCCCAAUUCAGUGAAGCGGUAGGCUAUCCUGUGGUUCAACAGUGGAGGGUGCGGAGCAAUCUGUACAAAGUCAAACUCAGCUCUAUAACCUUAUCCACAGAAUUUUCUAAGGUGCUCAAGACGUUGUCAGGUGAGAGCACACGCAAGGAUUUCCUGGCUUUUCUCCAGCAGUACGGCAGCUAUUAUGUGUCUGAGGCCCUGUAUGGAUCUGAACUCAGCUGCAGCAUCUACUUUCCCAGCAAGAAGGCCCAGCAGCAGCUCUGGCUGCAGUACCAGAAAGAGGCAACAGACCAGGCAGUCGGAGGUGGAGGACGAAGGGAGCUUAAGUCUGUUCCCUUCAUCAACUACCUGUUGGCUCUGCAAAAGAGCCAGCUGUUGUCUGAUGACCUGGUGAGUGGCGUAGAGAUCCGUUGCGAAGAAAAGGGCAGCUGUCCCUCUGGCUGCCACCUAUGCCAUCAUCAGGGCAUGAUGGGAGGAGGGUCGGCGAGAAGUCGCAAUGGUAAUGGUAGGAGUGGUGGGCAGCCAUCUCCCAUCCCUGUCCUCCUUGAAGUCAGCAAGGUUGUGCCACUUUACAGCCUGAUUCAAGACAACGUCACCAAAGAGGCCUUCAAGAGCGCCACAAUGAGCUUAUACUGGUGUGCUGGAAAGGGCGAUGUCAUUGAUAACUGGUGUCGCUGUGACCUGAGCGCUUUCAACAAAGAUGGUCUGCCUAACUGCAGUCCCCUCAGGCAGCCAAUUUUGCGUCUAGCCCCUUACAUGGAGCCCUCAAGCACAACAGUGGCCCUGGAGUGGAUGGAUGUGGAGCCGCUGAUUGGCUGCAAAGUUUCUGACUACAUCAUUCAACAUAAACGUGUAGAGGAUCCCUCAGAAGCAGAAAUCUACACAGGUGAGGUUCUGAGCUUGAUGGAUGACGUGUUCUCUGGCUUGAGCUCAUCUUGUGUUGUUGCCGGGAAAAGGACCGCUGACCAUCCCCAGUCUAUGAUGUAUUCGGUUAUCUUCAAGUGCCUGGAACCUGACAGCCUCUACAAGUUUACCCUCGUCGCAGUGGAUAAUCGAGGCAGUCACACUGAGUCAACCUACGUCUCUGUACGCACAUCCUGUCCAGUGGUGGACGACAGUCGAGCUGAAGAAAUAGCCGACAGGGUGUACAACUUGUACAAUGGCUACACCAGUGGAAAGGAACAGCAGAUGGCCUACAAUAUGCUGAUGGAGAUUCCCCCUCCGCUGCUUUAUAGAGUCCAGCACCACUACAAUUCCCACUAUGAGAGGUUUGGGGACUUUGUCUGGCGUAGUGAGGAUGAGCUGGGCCCCAGAAAAGCUAACCUGAUACUUCGUAGGGUAGAGACGAUCAGCCUCUACUGCCGAUCCCUCCUUCGCAGCACCCACAUCCAGAGUCGCACAGACACAAUGGCAUUUGUCUACUGUCAGAGCGACGAGGGCGGACCCCCCAGCAACAUGUGGCACGGUUCCUUACAUGACAGACGUGCCAUGUGCAUGGAAAAGCUCAUUUCCUUACAGCGUAACACUUACAGUAACACCAAACUCCGGUGAGAGAGAAAUAGAGAAAUGAGCACACAUCUUUUUUUUCUGCCAAAUGACAUCAUUGAUUGAUGAACCUCAUUGGUAUGCUCUGCAGCAAGUGUCUCUCACAUGACUGGCACAUUUUUAAAAACCAGGAGAGCCUUCAAGAAAACCUCAGAAUUCACAGGACAUCAAUUUAAAGCUACCAAAAAAAAUUAUUUUUGUGUGGCAUACUUUUAUUAGAAAACAGAAGAUAUGGAAAAGUCACUGAAGCGGACAUGAUCUUCAGCUACAGUAUGCCAGUGAUUGUGCACAUCAGUGAGCAACUGUAGUAUAAACAUGUAAAAUUGACAGUCAGCCAUACAAAAGAAAAACAAACAAAAAAAGUGGUUGGCUUAAAUAUCUUGAAUGUAAUAAUAUUGUUCAUUUUUGGUGCUUUCCUUGGACACUGAAAAAGAAGAAGAAAAAAAAAAAAACGGAUAUAAUGAUUCUGUAACUUAUUUGCCUUUGCUACUUUCAUUAGGACAGAGAACCUUAAUUGUGUGAAAGCCAUGUAAACAUAACAUUUAUUUUUUAAUUUCACAAUAUUUUAGAAAAAUAAUGAUUUGCAUCGGGAAUUUCAAAGGACUAGGUGAGUAAGAACUUAAUGAUAUAAAAAUUUUAAUAGUUUUUUUUAUGGUUGCAGAAAAACAUUCUGAAGCCUAGGGAGAUUGUGCAAAUAUGGUUUAUUGGUAGAAUAUAAACAAGGCAUUCUUGGAUUUUUCUCAAGCUUUAAUUUACCUGCCGAAUUAUAAGAAACAUCUUAGUCAUUUUCCCAUUUCCUCUUUAAAUUUGUUUUAAAAUAAAACGUAUUUCGCAUACAAUGACUAUAAUAAAGGACGUUUUAUAGGGAUGUCCUAAUCAAGAUUUUUUGUUACUGAUACUGUCACGAAAAAUGUGGUCUCGGCUGACAGAGUCAAUAAGUAAAUUUUUUACUGCACAUUACUACAAUAAAGUUAUUACAAUGCUGUUUAUGUAUUUGAAGACUCUGAGGUUUGAAGUGCUUGAAAUUAUCUGCUAUUCUUAUCUUGGUAGCCACUGCUUCUGUAAUGCUGUGCCUAUAAAAGAAGUCCUAACCACCAUGAUAAACUGAAGUGUGUGCAUGAAAUGCCCCAUGCUUGAAAUCCCUACAUCAUCCAUCACUUUUCUGUAUUUGUUGCUUUAUGGCCUAAAUAAUGUGGACAAUAUCUAUUUCCAUAUAUGCUUUUCAGUAUCACAUUCACAAAUCUGCUGGCCGUGAAGCACACCCGUUUUUUGAUCCAUGAGGAAUCUAUCCAUAUGCCUUGAAGCUAGGCAGUGAAAUCGAGCAAACCUCAGGACUCCAAAUAUCUGCAGCAAAGCUAAUAGCAGCCACAUUAGAUAACUACCCUGCAGGUGAUUGUACAUUUUUAAAAGCAGCUUGAAUAGUGUUGUAUCAGCUAUAUGAUAUCUAGAAGGAAGGAUGUUUCAUGGCUUGAGCAACUGCAAAGGGUGACAAAAAACUAUAUUCUCCACUAUAGCAAUGGGCUGGUCAUCCUGAGUGACACAUUUGAUCACCAAUUCUGUAAUCCAUCUUGGCAUUUCACUGUUCAUUGGAAAUGUAUCUCUUCUUUUUAGAGUUGUCUCUAAAGUGUGCUGCUUGACCUUACUAAGGUUAAGAGUUAGCUAGAUGAACUUUGGCUAUGUAGCUCUUUAACCACCACCAGUUUGUUGACAGUUAGCUUCAGUUGACAGUUUGUUCCAUCCUACUAUUAUUUCGUACUUGUAAAAAAAAUACUAAAACUGCAAGGGUAUGAAAUGGCAAAAAGGAUGAAAUGAUCUGCACCCGUAAACACCAGUCGCAACAUUUUACAGCAGCUGACAACCUUACUGCUUUUAUGGCAAGGCUGACAUAAAACCUUGAGAGCAGGACAGCAAAAUGUAACAGAUGUGCAAUCAUAAACUUUCCAAAAUACCAUGAUCAAGAUCCUGAGUCAAUACUUGGGAUCAGAUUAAAACAUCCCUCAUGUUUAGUUUUUUUUAAGAAAUACACAUAAAUGUAAGCAAAACUGCAAGAUCUGUAAUAAACACAUUGGUGGCACAUCUAAAUUAAAUAUACGGAUAUACUGAUUAUCUUUGAAACAUCAAAUGUUUGUUAAUAUUGAAUAAUAACAUGUAGAACUCUAACACCAGUUCUGAAACAACAUAUCCAGGGAAGUUUGAAUGGUCCUGUACCAGGAGGUUGCAUAGAAUCAGUGAUUGUAUGGUUGACAUUGGUUGAUUUUUCUGUUAUAUGUCAUAUGACAUAUCUUCAAAGCCAUGAAUAUUCUUUAAAUGUAAACAAUGCCUUUUCCAAAAUUCUUAUUUAUUGUGAUAAUAAACUAUUAUAUUGUAAAAUGUCAGUUGUAUAUAUUUAAAUAUAACUGUAUCAUCAUGUGGCUCUGUCUUUUUCUGAAGAAUGUGGAGUAUUAAAAUUGUAAAGUAAAAGCAGACUUUUCUUCUUUCACUACAAUUGAAUGAUAACAUGUUUUCAUUUUAAAAGUUGGCCAUAAUUGAAUGGUUGUUGAGCAAACCAAUGUGAUCAUCACAAGAGGUAAAACAAAACGUUUUUCAGCAAACAAUAAAUUCUCAAAGCCU